This is a messenger RNA of Eptesicus fuscus (big brown bat), 2165 nucleotides long. Its product is annotated as receptor-type tyrosine-protein phosphatase H-like. The record is from RefSeq and is a predicted model, not a curated record. Bases 1 to 2151 code for a protein of 716 amino acids. Lineage: Eukaryota; Metazoa; Chordata; Mammalia; Chiroptera; Vespertilionidae. The transcript is spliced from 11 exons. Gene Ontology annotation, molecular function: protein binding.
AUGACGCGGGCUGGGGGGGGCCUCGCGCCCUUGGGGAGCCUGGUGCUGCUGAGCCUGUGCGCCUGGACCGGAGCCAGGACAGCGGCACCCGGCCCUGUCAGGAACCUGACCGUGUGGAAUCAGACCAACAGCUCCAUCAGCCUGCGCUGGGCGCCCCCGGGAGACCCGAGCCCGGAGAACCACACCUACUGGGUCAGGUGGGCCGGAGAGGGCAAAGAUGAGACCCGAAACACGACAGACGUCACUUACACGGCGGAGGGACUCGCACCCGCGUCCCUCUAUGCGUUUUCCGUGUGGGUGGAGGGAGGUGGAGCCAGCAGCCACCCCACGACCCUCAUUGCCAACUCAGCCCCCAACCCCGUCGGGGACCUGACCGUGGAGAGUCGGACCACCAGCUCCAUCACCCUGCGCUGGGAGCCGCCCCACGGCCCCAACCGGAGCUACACCUACUGGGUCCAGUGGACGGAUGACGGUAAUAAAACUGGGACCCAGAGCACAGCAGACACCAGACUCACCGUGGACGCACUGAAACCCUGGUCCUCCUAUGAGCUCGCCGUGUGGGUGGAGAACAUGAACAUCAGAAGCUCCCGGACCCUUCUCCGCACGGCCACAGGCUUCCUGGGCCGAGCGGGGAAGGAAGGCCUGCACAUGAGGCCCCAGAGACCACAGCUGACACCCCCUCCUGUCCCCUCCUCAGCCCCCAACCCCGUCAGGGACCUGACCGUGGAGAAUCGGACCAACAGCUCCAUCACCCUGCGCUGGGCGCCCCCAGACACACAAAGCUACACCUACUGGGUCCAGUACCCGGGGGAUGGCAAGAACGAGACCCGGAACUCGACAGACGUCACGUACACGGUGGAGGGACUCACGUCAGCAACCUCGUACCCGUUCUCCGUGUGGGCGGAGAGGCACGGGGUCCCCAGUGCCGCGCAGACCCAGGAGGGUUCCACAGCCCCCAGCCCCGUCGGGGACCUGACCGUGGAGAGUCGGACCACCAGCUCCCUCAGCCUGCGCUGGGGGCCGCCCCACGGCCCCGACCGGAGCUACACCUACUGGGUCCAGUGGACGGGUGGCGGUGGUGAAACUGGGACCCGGAGCACAGCAGACACCAGAGUCACCGUGGACGGCCUGAAACCCGGGUCCGCCUACGAGCUCGCCGUGUGGGUGGAGAACAGGAACAUCAGCGGCUCCCGGACCCCUCUCCGCGCGGCCACAGUCCCCCACGCAGUGACGAGUCUCCGGAUCGGGGGCCGGACCACCAGCUCCAUCGCCCUGAGCUGGACAGCUCCCCAGGGCCCAGACCAGCCUCCCUACACCUACUGGGUCUCCUGGACCCUGGAGGGCGGGGCUGCCGCUGGGCCCCAGAGCACCCCGGAUACCAGGAUCACCGUGAGCGCCCUGGAAGCUGGGAGCCUGUACACCUUCACCGUGUGGGCGGAGAGGAACGGGGUCAACAGCAACAGAAAGACCCUCUUGGUGGCCACAGCUCCCAACGAGGUCACAGCUCUGCAGACGACAACUCAGACCAACAACUCCAUCGCCCUGCAGUGGGAGGCCCCCGCCGACCCCCGCGCUCAGCUCUACGUGUACUGUGUCCAGUGGGCCGGUGGGGGAGAUCCCCAGAGGGAGGCAGACCCGAAAGGACACAAGGUCGACCAGAUAGCCAGGACCAGUGAGACUUGGUAUGUGGUGGAGGCCCUGGAACCCGGGACUCCAUACAACUUCAGCGUGUGGGCGGAGAGGAGCGAUGUAGCCGGUUCCACACAGAGACUCCGCGCAUCCACAGCCCCGGACCCCGUCACCAUCACCUCCUGCACCAGCAUCUCCAGUGGCUACGGGCUCACCCUGACCUGGACCUGCCCCCCGGGCGGCUACGUGGCCUUUGAGCUGCAGGUGGGCGGGCAGCAGGGCUCCUGGGACAGAGCCUCCUGCGGGAGGGGCGUGUCCGUGUGGGACCUCCAGCCCGCUCAGUCCUACGUAGCCACCGUGAGGACCCUCUGGGACGGGCUGCGGGCCCCAUCUGCCUCCGUGACCUGCCACACGGAGAGUGCAGGCGUCAUCGCCGGGAGCAUUGUCGGGGUCCUGCUGUUCCUCACCCUGGUGGGCCUGCUGGUCUUCUUCCUGAGGAGGUAUAUACAGAGCCGGGAAUAGCAAGCACUCAUGUG